Rhagoletis zephyria (snowberry fruit fly) is the source of this 333-nucleotide messenger RNA. RefSeq lists its product as uncharacterized. The record is from RefSeq and is a predicted model, not a curated record. Lineage: Eukaryota; Metazoa; Arthropoda; Insecta; Diptera; Tephritidae.
AUGAAGUUAACUGANAAAAUUCACUUCUUGCAUCACCAUCUCGAAUACUUCAGCAAGCAGCUAGCCUCAGAGUCGGAUGAACAUGGCGAGCGCUUCCAUCAAGUGGCAAUGCCAAUGGAAACGCGAUAUAAAGGCAAAAGGCUCGAUUCGCUGGUGGCUGAAAUUUGUUGGUGGUCGCAAAAGACGUACGAUCCCGACAAUGAAGAUGAAGAAGAAGAAUAUACAAUGGGAGUUUCCUCCGAGGAUGAAGACAGAUCCUCAUCCGAUACAGACUCUGAACAAGUGGGCGAACCACCACGCAUGAAAGUAAAGGGCGCAAACAAACGAAAAUAA